Vigna angularis (adzuki bean) is the source of this 2820-nucleotide messenger RNA. Its product is annotated as probable serine/threonine-protein kinase WNK4. Lineage: Eukaryota; Viridiplantae; Streptophyta; Magnoliopsida; Fabales; Fabaceae. Bases 945 to 2669 code for a protein of 574 amino acids. Gene Ontology annotation, biological process: intracellular signal transduction; protein phosphorylation. The record is from RefSeq and is a predicted model, not a curated record. Gene Ontology annotation, cellular component: cytoplasm. The transcript has 8 exons. Gene Ontology annotation, molecular function: ATP binding; protein serine/threonine kinase activity.
CACUCUGUUCUGAAUUCUCUUUCUCAAUCUUCUCCACUGUUUCCAAGUUCAAUUCUUUUUAUCUCUCCCAACUUUCUUCUUCUGUUUCCCUUUCUGGGUUUUGUUUUCUCUUUGCUUUCUUUUCCACUGACGUUCACAAAUGGUUACACAAAAGUGUUGCCAUAGAUUCUUCAAGUUCCGUGUACUGUUUCUCAUAACCACUUCCACUUGUGAAUGGUCCCUGUGAAUGGCCUAAACUGACCCUUACCAAAAGCCACAAGUAUCUUAUGCGCCUUCAAAUUUUUUGACACACGAAGGGCAGUGACAGGAACAUGUCGGUUUCAUAGGAAGAUUAUUAUCAGUUUAUUCCCUUCUUCUCACCUGUCUUAUCUUGUCAAAUCUUGCAGCUCCACUCCCUCUCUCUAUCUCUCUCUGCACUUUUCUGUUUUCAAAACGAACGAGCAAACUUAAUCAAAUGGUUGCUAAGGACUAUGAUCCCUUGACAUGCGCGGUUGGUGUGAAAAUGGGUAGGAUAAUGCAGUGUGUUGAUCACUCGAGGCUUUUUUGGCUGUUUUUUGGGGUCUUCUCCCACGUUUACCACGAGGGGAAACCUCGGAUUUAGGAUUCUGCAAGUACCUUGGAGAAUAGAACGAACCGCUUUUUUGUUCUUUGCUUUUCAACUUUCUUUGCACUGAAGUUGUUGUCUGCAGACAAUAGCUUUCGAAGUUUUGGUGAUUUUUAGUUUAGUUACUUAGUUGGAGUGUAUAGUUAAGAAUUCUACAUGUAUUCCAAUAAAGGGUAUAGAGAUGAUCGCAAAGCUGAGCCUCGUUACAUUGAAACCGACCCAAAUGGUAGAUAUGCUCGGAUUUAUAAGCAGUGAUGUCAUGGACGUUAUGCUGUAAAACUAUGUGGUGUUGACUGAAAUCAUCAUUUCAACAGUUGGAGAUAUUUUAGGAAAAGGGGCAAUGAAGACAGUGUAUAAAGCAAUUGAUGAGGUUCUUGGAACAGAGGUUGCAUGGAGUCAGGUCAAACUGAAUGAUGCAUUUCGAAAACCAGAGGACUUGGAGAGGCUUUAUUUAGAGGUUCAUCUCCUCAGCACCCUCAAGCACCAAUCCAUCAUGAGAUUCUACACCUCUUGGAUUGAUGUCAACAAUAAGACCUUCAACUUCAUCACAGAAAUGUUUACUUCAGGGACUCUAAGAGAAUACCGGAAGAAAUAUAAGCACAUAGGUCUGAGAGCAAUAAAGAGUUGGGCUCGGCAAAUCUUACAGGGUCUUGUUUAUCUGCAUGAACAUGAUCCUCCAGUAAUUCAUAGGGACCUCAAAUGUGACAAUAUAUUUGUCAAUGGCCAUCUUGGACAAGUGAAAAUUGGUGACCUGGGUCUAGCAGCAAUUCUCCAUGGUUCCCAACCAGCUCACAGUGUUAUAGGCACUCCCGAGUUCAUGGCACCAGAAUUGUAUGAGGAAGAAUACAAUGAACUAGUUGAUGUGUACUCAUUUGGCAUGUGUGUUUUGGAAAUGCUUACAUCUGAUUAUCCAUACAGUGAAUGUACUAACCCUGCACAGAUAUACAAAAAAGUAACAUCAGGGAAGCUACCAGCAGCGUUUUUCAGGAUUGAAGACACAGAAGCACAAAAGUUUAUUGGCAAAUGUCUAAUAGCUGCAGCAGAGAGACCAUCUGCAAAAGAAUUGUUGCAUGAUCCAUUUCUUUUGUCUAAUGAUGAAUCAUCCAUGGCAAAGAUUAGAAUUCAGAAGCCGUUUCUAAAUUACAGCGAAAUGGAAAAACUUCAACUGAGUGAUGAUUUACCAAUGACUAAAAUGUCAAUAACUGGGAAGCUGAAUUCACAAGAUGACACUAUCUUUCUCAAAGUGAAAAUUUCUGAGAAGGAUGGUUCCUGUAGGAAUGUAUACUUUCCCUUUGACAUUUACACAGACACCCCUGUUGAUGUUGCAAUAGAGAUGGUGAAAGAGUUGGAAAUCACAGAUUUGGAGCCAUCUGAUAUUGCACGUAUGAUUGAAGGAGAGAUAUCUGUGCUGCUGCCGAAAUGGAGGAAUAGUAACUGUCCAGAGAGCUGCCAUACAUACAGUUAUAAUGAUGACAAGGACAAUGAAGAUCCUCAGCAUCAUUUCCACUCUAUUUCUUCUUGCUCAUCAUCCCUAGAAUCAAUACUAGGCUCAGUCAACAGAGUGGAUGACUUAUUGAAUGGAUAUCAUUGGCUCAAUGGUGAUAUAGUUGAUGAUGGAAGUUCAAUAUGCUCUUCACAUGGGAUAUGUUCGAACUCAAACAACAUGUGUUCAAUGGAUGAGGAGGAGGAACAUCAUAAGGGUUCUAGAAGAAAAGAUAAAGACCUCAUCAUAAAGAGUCACAUGUGUACUAGAUUUUACCCUAAUGAAGACCACAAAAUUCUGGCAGGACCACAAACACCUUCUACUGGCAAAAGUAACAGGAUGAUAGACAAUCGCAGACUAACUAGGAACAAGUCAUUAAUUGAUACGAGAAGCCAGCUACUGCACAGAUCACUGGUUGAAGAGAUAAACAAAAGAAGAUUCAAGACAGUUGGAGCUGUGGAAAAUAUUGGAUUUGUGACACCUUAUCAGGUUACAAACAAAAUUUCAAAUCCAGCAUGUGCUGCUUUCGAUGUGAACUCUUCAAGUACGAAGGGAAAAAACUUGAGAGAAAAAAAAAUUUGAAAGUGACUCUGUCUUCAGCUUUCAAAUCAAAUACGAAAAUAUGGAUAAAUUCUGUGUCAUGGAUAAGAGCAAAUGAUAUAGAGUCUGUUGGAAUGUAUGUUUCAUGGCUACAAACAUCCACAAAAUAUGGUAAUUUCAAGAAGUUAAAUUA